AUGAAGAACUUUCAAGAUGCUUCCGACCUCGUCCGCGAUGACCUGAAUAGCCCUGGCCAGAAGCCAGGAACACCUCCUCCCACCUACACCAUCGCCGGUCAUGUCAGAAUCCCGAACUGCCCUCUGACCGACUCACGCGCCCACCCCAAUCCGACCACCAUGAGGCUCAGCAUGAAGCUCAGCUUCCUCACCAUAGUCGCGAUAGUGGCACCCGUCAUGGCCCUACCCGGCGACAUCCAUCAUAGGUAUCGCUUUUUCGAAAUGCCCGCAUCGAUCGCCCUCCCCGCGUCCCUGUCUCCAGUCUCCACUGGGACGGGCCCCGUUCGACACGCAGACCAAACCAACUAUUACCACCGGGUGCUGUUAAACGCAACCGUCCCUCAACCGCUACCCAAUGGGACUGCCAUCGGAACAGCAGCUCCUUCUCCGGGCAGGCCUCCUACCACCGCGUCCCGGACCUCAAGCUCGACUUCCUCGACCACUUGCCCUUCCAGGGUGGCUACUCUGAGGCCGAUCGUCACGGGAGACAUGGCGGCUGCUCGAAAGCGCUGGGCGCUCCGGAGAGGGAAUCCUGAAGGCGCAUGCCCGGGGACGAACCCCGACGAUUAUCGGGUUGAACUGCCGUUUGGUCCUGGUGAACCUGCGGGUGGCUUUCCCAUCGGUGUCGGCGCACGUGCUGUCUAAUAGGGCACGUGCUAUCUAAUAGGUGACGAGAUGUGGUGCGCAUCCAUUGCUGGUCCGUUGGCUUGUAUACAGGUUGUUAAUUUGGUGAAAGGUGUUGAGAGGACGCGGUCGAUGGGUCAGCUUGGUAGCGAUUGGGACUUCCCAGUGUGGACUGGAUCUUCUCCCGCGUGCCAUGAUUUGUACUGUGAUAAUCUGGAGGCAAUCUUUGAAU
Molecule: messenger RNA, 895 nt
Organism: Aspergillus campestris IBT 28561
Lineage: Eukaryota; Fungi; Ascomycota; Eurotiomycetes; Eurotiales; Aspergillaceae
Exons: 2
Coding region: 1-684 (227 amino acids)
Source: RefSeq, a predicted model, not a curated record